UUAAAAAGGGCGUUUACGCUGUUGUGCGUGAAGCAGGAAAGACGUGUCCGCCUUCGCAUCUGGUACGUUUUUUGACCAGCACUGGCCGUUAGUCGGACUGACGUCGCCAGCAGCCUUCUUGUCCAUCAAUGGCCAAUUCAACCUUAAAUGCGCUGGACAACUCUGAUACUGGGAAAACUCCAAGCUAUAUAGCCUAUAUACUUGUGCCGGCUUUCUUCUUGCUGGGCAUCACCGGGGUGCUGAUCUGCCAGGUGCUGAAGAAGAAGGGCUACAGGUGCACCACUGCCCAGGAGGAUGAGCAGGUGUUUGAGGAACACAUUGAUCCUGAGCUGGGUGGAGAGCUGAAUGACACACUCAGUGAGAACAAUGACACCGUCGGACACAUCGUCCACUGCAUCAUGAAGAAUGAAGCAAACUCCGAUGCCCUUAAAGCCAUGAUUCAUGAGAACAGCAUCGAUUCAGAAGGGGCUCCGGUCACUCCCACCUCCGUAGGACCGUCCACCCCUCCCAUGACCCCCGUGUCACCUGGAGCACCCGCUGGAGCUCCCAAACACACCUGCAGCCACUUGCACACCAUCGGCGGCCUGUCGGGACACAAGAACAUCUGCACCCGUUGCAGCCAGAAAAAAUGGCCGCUGAUGAGGAAACCGUCAGCCCGCAAACCCGAGCAGCGCCGCAGUCACCUGGGAGAGGUCACGGUCCUGUCUGUGGGCAGGAACAAACAGAGAACCUGGAUAAAGGGAAGCUAUAGAAAGCCAGAUUUCCAAACAGGAUCUGGACGUCUUAAACCCAAACAAGAACAUUUAAAUAUGGACGCUGGAGGGAUCCAGGAAGUCAUCCUUUCACCGCGUUGCUCCGUAAGGAUGGUGGUUAUCUACCAGCUUAGGGAAGGUGCUGGUGCCUUGCCCAGUGGCAAUAAAGCAGGACCAGAGCCUGAUUCCAGGAUGAGAGCGGCUCUUUUUCUUUAUAUUUUAACUCUGCCUCCAAGUGACCCAUCAUGUGUAAACAAGUAUUUUAUAGAUGUAAAUAUAAAGGAGUGGUUUUCUUUGAGAGGAAGUUAAAACUGGGUUCAGCAACAACAUCACCAGGAAGUAGACAGAGCCUUUGGAUGACAUCAUCUCCUGUAUUGAGCUGGUUUUCACCUCAGAAUUCUGUUUUUAAUCUAAUCGUGUCUGUUUUACCACAAUAAAGAACUUUUGAGUACUCGCA
This is a messenger RNA of Nothobranchius furzeri (turquoise killifish), 1209 nucleotides long. NCBI's taxonomy places the organism in Eukaryota, Metazoa, Chordata, Actinopteri, Cyprinodontiformes, Nothobranchiidae. The record is from RefSeq and is a predicted model, not a curated record.